Messenger RNA from Parastagonospora nodorum SN15, 1263 nucleotides. RefSeq lists its product as hypothetical. Gene Ontology annotation, cellular component: cytoplasm. NCBI's taxonomy places the organism in Eukaryota, Fungi, Ascomycota, Dothideomycetes, Pleosporales, Phaeosphaeriaceae. The transcript has 4 exons. The coding region runs from base 1 to 1149 and encodes 382 amino acids. Gene Ontology annotation, molecular function: 3-deoxy-7-phosphoheptulonate synthase activity. The record is from RefSeq and is a predicted model, not a curated record. Gene Ontology annotation, biological process: aromatic amino acid biosynthetic process.
AUGCUUGCGCGCAUGCGUCGACUCAUAAAAGAGUCGAGAGCGGACGGACGCUUCCACAUCGAGAACCCCGCCGUCGGUGAUCCGCACAACUCGGAGGACUGGCGCAUUCGCGGCUACAACCCCCUCACACCCCCCGACCUUCUGCAGAGCGAGAUUCCUCAGUCGGCCAAGUCAAGAGAGACUGUCCUGCAAGGCCGCGAUGAAGCCGUCGCCGUCGUCCAGGGCAAAGAUGCCAAUGGCAGACUGCUGGUCGUCAUUGGCCCGUGCUCCAUCCACGACCCCAAAGCCGCUCUCGAAUACUGCGACCGGCUGAUGGCGCUGAAGGACAAGUACAAGGAUGACUUGCUCAUUGUCAUGCGCUCGUACCUCGAGAAGCCACGCACGACCGUCGGCUGGAAGGGCCUGAUCAACGACCCUGACAUCGACAACUCGUUCAAGAUCAACAAGGGCCUGCGCGUGUCACGGCAGCUCUUCCUAGAUCUGACUGAGAGGGGCAUGCCGCUUGCCAGCGAGAUGCUCGACACAAUCUCGCCCCAGUUCUUGGCUGAUAUGCUGAGUGUGGGAGCCAUCGGCGCGAGGACCACAGAGUCGCAACUCCACCGCGAGCUUGCCUCGGGUCUCUCCUUCCCUGUAGGUUUCAAGAACGGUACCGACGGCAGCCUCGACGUUGCCAUUGACGCCAUUGGCUCUGUCAAGCACCCACAUCACUUCCUUUCUGUUACCAAGCCCGGUGUUGUCGCCAUCGUCGGCACCAUUGGCAACGAUGACUGCUUUGUAAUUCUCCGCGGUGGAAAGAAGGGCACAAACUUUGACGCGAAGAGCGUCAAGGAGGCGCGCGAGAAACUCGAGGCCAAGGGCUUGAACGCGCGUCACGGCAACUCUGAGAAGAACCACAACAACCAGCCCAAGGUCGCGCAUGCUCUGGCCGAGCAGAUCGAAGCUGGCGAGACCGCCGUCAUGGGUGUUAUGAUCGAAAGUAACAUCAACGAGGGCAACCAGAAGGUGCCCAAGGAAGGCAAGGAGGGUCUCAAGUAUGGUGUCUCCAUCACAGAUGCAUGCAUCAACUGGGAAGACACGGAAAAGGUGCUUGAGCAUCUUGCACAAGCAGUCGCGAAGAGGAGGUCGAAGAACGGCAUGAACGGUCACUAAAAAGUGUUUCCUCGCAAUUUCUCGAUUAGGGCGCGAUAAUGGACGUGGUUCGGCGUUCCCGGACUGCAAUAAUACAGGGAUGGACGCGCGAACGUCUGUCCCAAGUUCAAACAU